CGUCUAUUCAAUGCCGUACCAAACUAAUCUUGGCUCACUUGUCUCCGCUGUUAACUGCCUUUACCAAGCAUUUCGAUAUUCAGAUGUAAAUAGGGUGACACACCGACACACACCGCAUCCUGCUUGACGCUUGCUCUUGCCAUGUGUCGUCUCCGGGUCAGUACUCUAUGCGCCUCCACGAUUCUCCUUUUCUCUCCGCUUGUUCAGGCACAGAGCGAUGCUAGCCAUAUCCCGACUUCUACCGUUGCUAUAUGUCUCGUUGUCGUGGCUCUCAUCCUCCUCAUCGUAUCAUGCUCCCUGCAACGACACCGAGCCAUCCGUCGACAGCAAACGAUUUCCACCGUGCCGCCGGCACUCGUUUGCGAUAACGGGUUUCCGCAUGGACUCCAAUUCGGAUCUAACGUCUAUCGAUCACUGAACGGCCCCCUGCCUCAGCGAAACGGAGCAACCGAAUAUCCGCCCCUCAACACCACCGAGCUUGCACCGCCGCCAUACGUGAAGGAGGGUGGGGAGGGUUGUGCGCCUGUAUAUCAGCCGCCGCCGGGCCCAAUGCCCGGCAGCGAUGGUUCAUUUAAUCCCCCACUGGGUCCGCCACCGCCUGCUCACGUCGCCACACAUCCCCGUGUUUCCUCCGCGGGUUUCGCCGCUGCCCCUGGAACAACAUCGCCGCCGAUAGGUUCGCCACCUGCGUUCGAUCUAUUGACACGUCGCGACCCCGGGCCGACGUCAUAACACUGGCUCUGGGUGAUGCAUUCCCGUGGAAGGAGCUAUCCUGUAUCUUGUAUAUCAUACCCACUGUCUGCCGCUAUACGGAACGCGAUUUUGAUGGACGUACCGGGCUGCAUGUGGUCCUCAUUUACCGUGUCGCGCACUCACGCUCGGUCGCGUGAUCGUGCCAGCUUCGCUUCUGUUAACAAUUCCUGCUUCUAUCACAAGGGUGGCAGGGCGUGGGACGUUGUAGUCGACGCACCCGAAGUUGCCGGUCGACAUUCGAGCUGGCCGAGGGUUGAGGGUUGUGAGGGAUACUGAGGGAAGGUCUUCCCGACGCUUACGGGAACGAUUCUGCUGGAUUACUGUAGGGAGCAGCUAGGUCCCUGGCCGGUGGACUGAAUAUCAUGUGCUGCCACUCGGUAAUCCGCAGGAUCCAGAGGAUUUAACUGCGAGUCGAGUCCGUAGUGUGCUCUGCCACGCGUGCGAGUGCGAACGAGGGCGAGAAGUGGAGCGUUCUCUAAUCCUGGGACUGUCCCGGCUGCGGACCCGCAUGCAAUUCUUGACGAGCCUGGGCCUGGUGGCUUCAGGUUGUUGUGGUCCUGGAUUAGAAAUCUGCGGAGGAGAGGGGGAUUGCUGACCUGCCACCCCCCGCACUUGGCGCGCCGUCGGCGAUUAGUAUCCGGCAAUUGAUGCCGAACCUCCAAGCAUCCACGGUCUGUCGGGAGUCGGCGAGGCAUUACUGGGUAGGCAUCCUUGUCCCGCUCACGGGACCAACAUUUUUCACAACGCCUCGUUUCCUGUCUUUUCCUCCAACACUAUUUGACGGGAUCUGUCCACCCCUAGGGCUGCAAGUUACGGUUCAACAUCCGCGCAAUGAACUGUCCAGCCAAUUCCAACCGUCGCCGGGACUUGAACUCGUCAAUGGGAUUGAAGAGUGCGCUACAUUACUGCAUACGUUCAGCUAAGAGAACUCAGGAAUCUAGAGAGGUCUCGUGCAAAGUCCUUGAAACACGGACCCCUAUUCAUGCUCAAAUCGGUCAUAGGUAACAUUGUGGUCCAGUUUUUUUCACGCCACCAGGAAUCUGUACAGCCGCCUACCCUACCAAGAUCUGUAACAGGUGGCUGGAAACUUGGAGCUACCAAUUGUUCAACUCAUCAGAUUAUGAGGAGCUCAAAAUCAAUUCUCAGCAAAUCAUCUAUGAAAUAUGGGCCCGUGCUUCAGUGUUUGUGCGCGAAAAGGCGGAGUUUUGCUCGUUGGGUGUUGAGAAAGCACGGGGAUGAUUUCUGAUAAGUACAUUCUUUUCCAAACUAGCCAGCAAGUUG
This is a messenger RNA of Mycena citricolor, 2034 nucleotides long. The record is from the annotation of a GenBank genome assembly. NCBI's taxonomy places the organism in Eukaryota, Fungi, Basidiomycota, Agaricomycetes, Agaricales, Mycenaceae.